This is a messenger RNA of Vanrija pseudolonga, 4951 nucleotides long. RefSeq names its product Global transcription regulator sge1. The transcript is spliced from 10 exons. The coding region runs from base 2354 to 4075 and encodes 573 amino acids. Gene Ontology annotation, molecular function: DNA binding. The record is from RefSeq and is a predicted model, not a curated record. Lineage: Eukaryota; Fungi; Basidiomycota; Tremellomycetes; Trichosporonales; Trichosporonaceae.
GAGGGUGGCCCAACAUUGAGUUCGACCUGGCUGCUCGACAUCCUUGUUAGUGUCAUAUCAGUUGCUCGUCAUCAGUUCCAAACCCUGCACCACCCCCGACGUCUAUCCUGAUCCAGGCGGUCCCCGAAGCCGCCCCCGUCCGUCCGUCCGUCCGCCCCGCCCGCCGCCGAAGCGCACGCACGGUGAACGCCGCUCACCCCUGCCGAGAGGACUCGGCGCGGCCUCGCAUUCUGAUUUUUCGUGUCUUCUUCGAUACCUUCCUCUCCACGAUAGUCACAGUUUGAUCAGACGGGAAUCAGCAUACACGACUCUGUUACCGACCCGAUCGCCGACGUCGUCAAGCCCCUUUCGGUCUCCUCGCGCAUCUAUCAUCUCCUCAAGCAGUUAGCACUGUGCGCCCCUUCAAAAGCAAACACCGCGACACUCACCGUGAGGGCGCUAUCAACACCGAAGCCCCACCCGCCUUCGACGCCGUAUCGAUACGUUACGCCAUUCCACCUGGCGACCGAUUCGACCUGUAUCAAGGCGACAGAUUCGCAAGCCCAGCGUUCCAAACAUUGAAAGAACCGACUGCUAUUGCUCCUGCAUCAGCUCCUCGGUGUCGUACGGCCGUGUUACACUGUGUUGCAGGUACCCAUCGACCAGUUCCGUUCCCCACUAUCCUCCGGACGUGACGGUCGAAGUCUGAAGUUUGAAGCCAAACGGUCGCCGUCAACCCUGCUUCCACUGAUCGCGCGCCACACCACGUUGAUCCGCGCCGACUCGGCCAGACUGCAACAAUCGGGCCAGAUACAUCUACCCCUACCCAAAAGGCUGAGUGCAACACCCACCCCUGUGGUAGCGGCAACAAACUCUAAAGGUAGUCUCGUCCCCCCUCGCCCCCACGCCGACGCCGUCCUCAACGAGUGCUCUCGGCGCACCCUUCUUCCCCUCCCCAGACACGUCGUUCGUUGAUCGCGCGGCAGCUAGUGGAAUAGAAUCGGCGGCCCCUCGUGUCACAGUGUCGACGAGUUGAGGCACGAAGCGAGCCAGUCUGCACAAACUUGUCGGUCCGCCCCAGCGUCAUACACCCAUUGCACCACACCUUCUCAAACGUCCCUCCCCCUGCUCUGCCGCGACUCAUAUCUAUUCCACCGCGUUCGAAGCUUAGUCCCCUUUCUCCCCGCGGUUCCGCUCCUCUUCCAAGUAUAUCACUCGCGCGCGGCCCCAGAACGACACGGUUCGAUUCCUAUUGCGUACUCUCGGUCCGGGUCGGCACUCUUUGUAUUAAAGAGCCGGUUCUGUCAACGGCAUUGUACGUACACGCCGAAACCCAGUACACUCUCAGCUCCUCGUCCCCAACAGACAACAAUCAGAGACGUCGUCGUGUUAUCGUCACCUUCGCAGAGUGAGAACAGCCACUCUCCUCGCCACUCUCCUCGCUCGACUAUCGUCAUAUCCUCCCAAGCCAAGCCGCCUCUCAUACGACUGCGUGGGCGAUCGAACGCCCGCCUCGCGCCACACAGCCUCGCCAAGACCAUAUACCUUCGGCUCACCCGCCUUUGUGCGUUGCCGAGCCGACUGUGAACCAGCUCAUUCAUCAAGGUGUGAUCGUCUCAAACCAUUCCACCUAGUUGUUCCAUUCCUGUUCCAAGGCCCCGCAUCCUGUCCUGCCUAAUCCAGUUCGUCCCAACACUGUGGCAUUGCUACUAGCAGCAGCCCUCAUCCUCCCCUGGACGCCUCGCAAGCCGUGCACGCCGUUGACUUCUCGGCCCGGCAGCACAACCCGACUCUUAAACGAAUUUUAUUUCCGUCGUACGCUGUUAUCGUGGAUUUGCCCUGCCCUCCAACUGCUUGUCACCUCACGUCACCGGCAAGCCUCCUUUCCACCCCCUCCCCUGGGCUCAAGUCUCCAGCCCUUAGCGCAAGCCUUUAUUAUCAGCCCACCAAAUUAGGACGAUAGAAGCCCGCCGUUGUUGACCUCGCAAGCCGCAACCCACUUCACUCCGCCUCUGGUGCUUUGCUUCAGUGCAAGUUAAGCACUAGUCUGCACACGACAAGACCUGCCACCUGGUGCCGCCAAAAAACAUCAAGCGAAGCCUCGACUCAGACCAAGUGCCCCGGCCACAACAAACGUACGACCAAGUUUGUUGAUCGAUCCCCACCAGUCGCCUUGACGACUCGUACUUCUUCUUCUACGACUACGACCCCCAACACGUCAUCCACCAUCACCGCAACGUUAGAACCCCAGUACUCGACACCGCGUCGCGAGCCCACUGCGCGAUCUAGUGUCAAAUACUACCUCCCCCCCAAGACCGAAACCCUUACCCCCUCUCCCCCUCGACACCUUAAAGUGGACCAUCGUUCCUCAGCCAUGUCUGACGACAAGGGUGAGGACAUCGCUCCUCCAUUCCAUGGAUUCAUCGCCACGACAUACGAUGCCUUGCUGGUCUUCGAGGCUGCCCGACGUGGCAUGAUCCCAAGAGUCACUCGCCGACUAAACGACUCUGAGCGCAAUCUCGUUCAAUCGGGCUCCGUGUUUGUUUACGACGAGCAAGAGAGUGGCAUCAAGCGCUGGACGGAUGGCCACUCCUGGAGCCCCAGCCGCAUCCUGGCAAACUUCCUUGUGUAUCGCGAGACGAUCAAGCCUUCUGAAGGCGGAAAGGAUGGCAAGGACGAAGUGAAGCGCGAGCCUAUGCCCAUUGCGCCCGCCGGAUCUCGACCAGGAAGCUCGCAUCGCCAUGAUGGCCGCCCCAGCACCGGAAGCUCGGGGUCAGGAUCGCCUGCUGUAACUGAAGGCCGAUAUGCCGAGUCGUCUCGGAUGGCCCUGGAGGCUGCCCAGCGCCCCUUGGUGCACGGCCAGAUGCGCCCCCGCAGCGCCGCCGAGGCAGGUGGAUGCGUCCUGGAGAAUGGCGUCCUCAUUGAUCGCCACCUGGAACGCAAGCUCGUCGGCAGUUUGACCAACUCGUACCUUUUCCAACCUGGUGGUCUGGUCAAGAAGACCAUGACCCUCACCGUCUCCGGUUUCCACCAGCACGUCGUGUCCUACUACACCCUCGAGGACGCCGUCGCCGGACGUCUUCGUCGCCCCUCUACGAUUCCUGAGUUUGCAGCCCUUGAAAUCAGCCCCGACUAUCUCAACCUCGGCAGCUUCCGCUACCCUCCUUCUAUUGAAAUGGGACAGGACGGCGUGCCUCGCUACCAUGGAGAACUCGAUGACCGACUUGUUUCGCCGAUGGCUCGUGGCAGCGUCCCCUACAAUGCCGAGGUGUACGAGUCGUACGGCCCUCCUGGUGUGCCCAUGGAGAACCCUCACCACCAGCCCCGACUCCGGUCUGUGGCCGUGCCCCCUAUGGGCAGUGGCUUUGGGUCAUCGGCCGCGCCUAUGCCACCUUACGGCGCGCCCCCCGGUUCUUCGCAAGGCUACUUUGACCCGCAAUCGAUGCACUUCGCGCCCAUGCCCCGCCAAAGCGGGCCCUCUCGGCCGUCAUCGUCUUCGAGAAGGUACGACCCUUACGCCUCCCCCAACCCUCGCAUCUCUCAUACUGCGCCAACGCCAACGGCGGAGAGUGGGCACACUCGUCGGCAAAGUGUGCCGCCGCCUUCGUCAUCCGAGUCUGGUGGCUACUAUCUGGCAAAUGAGUACAAUUACCAGCCGCCUUCCACAGCGCCUGGCUCGUUCUCUUACUACUCGUCCACUGCUGCGCCGCCGCCCCCGCCUCCGCUCUCGCAGCAACCUCCCAUGGCAUCUCCCAUCGUGUCACCAAGCUAUGGAAGUGGGCCGCAGUACCAGCAAUGGCAUCAACCGCCUGGCCCAGCUCCUGCACUUCGUCUCCUGACAACUGUUGGCCGCGAAGACAACCCUCCCAGCUCGUCCGGUUCCAUGGACAGCCAGCAGGGCUCGACGCAUCACGUCGUGCAGAGCGGCGAUAACUGGGGCACACCGGUGCUGCCAAACCCUCACUCGCACCCUCCCCACGGCGGCAACCAUAGCCAACCCGUCUGGGACAAUCACUCCCAUCCUCCCCCUCUCCCUCCGUUGCCGCAGUACAACAGCGUGCAACAGGACAAUGGGUGGCAGGCUAGCCUUGCCUGAGUGGUGUAAACACGCCAAUCCUUUGUCUGCUUCUGGAGCUUGACCAGCACUAUUGCCAGUCAGGCGGAAGCAGGGUCGACUUGUCCUAGAACCUCGAUGAGCAAUCACGUCCCUACACGAUGACCCGCCGUUUGUCAAAUACAUCGGACCGAACGGCGUCAUUGCUCGACUCGCUGUUCUCUGACGGUGAUAGACGACGACUCUGCCUCGACCUCUACGCACCGCUGGACGGCUAGUGUAGGGACCACCGAAGGAUAUACACGCUGGACUCUGACUCUUUUGGGCCUCUCGGCUUGAUCAACGAACAUUUCACUCUCCAACAAAGACAAUUACCUAGCAUCGCCUAACUACUGCGGACCGACCUAGCCGAUACAUCCAACCUACGGUCGAUAGUUCGCCCCAUACGCGCGCCCCAACAACCACGGUGGCCAACCGUCACCUCAUCCAGCCCCACUCCAUCGCCGCUCUCUGCUUUUCGAUUCGACCGAGACGCCCCAAUAACGUUUCCUUUCAGACGACCACUGUUACGACCAACCCGGUCGUGGGAGGCCGCUCAAGUCCUUUGGAUUUGAUGAUUCGCCACCCACGCUUGUGGCGCGCCACAACUGGCUUCUCUUGUUACGAUCUUGUGACAUGGCAGCCGGGACAUAGACGCCCUUUCCCUCCCUUUGGGCUUCCCCACCCUACCCCAUCUCUCUCGCGCUUCGCCCUUCUCGUCCCCUGCCACCUGUCUCUCCUCCGUUGGUAUGCGGAGCUCGUUGAAACACUGCUCUGGUGCCCACUUGUGUGCACACCAGUCGGCGGGACUUAGACUAGGAAGGUGGCGAGUCGGGAGUAACGUUUGUAUCACGAGUGGCUGUGAUGAGAUUACGUGCA